CCCACUGAAUCCUUCCCACUGCAGGGAGCUGCUGAGGAGCCACAUGGUCCAUCCCUGGAUUCUCCAAGCACUGACUGUCCAUCCACUCUGACCACAGCCAGGGCCACAUCCCACUGCCUGCCCAGCAUCCAUCCAUGGAGGUGACCACCGUGUCCCCAUCUCCUGCCUCACCCACUGAAGGAGAUGAUCUGUGUGAGACAGAUGUCGCCAGCAUGGCCAUACACAGUGUGACACUGGUCAUUUGCCUCUGUGGGCUGGCUGGGAACGGGGCUGUCAUCGGCCUCCUCAGCCUGAAAAUCAGGAACGCUGGCUUCUUUGACCUGGCUGUCAUUGACUUCAUCUUCCUCCUCUUUGCGGUCCCGUCUGCCCUCCUCAUCCUGGUGGAGGACAUCUCCUGCUCUCCUAUCCUGCCUUUGAUGUACAUGAACUUCGUUUUUCAGCUUUCAGUGUUCUCCUGCUACUGGGCACUGUACCGGGUGACAGUUGGCACAUGCAUGCAACAUAUGCGGAACUUCUUAAAGCUCUGCUGCCGCUGUGACCCUCCUCUGCGCCUGAUGUGGGUGGUGGACACUAUCCAAUACUGGGCGUUCUUUGCUCUCUUCACUGUCAUUCCCUCAGUGACAUUGCUGUGCCCAUCACACCAGCAGGAGCACUGCCGGGCAGCUUUCAUCUCUGUGUACACCCUCAUCCUGCUCCUCGUUGUUGCACCCAUGCUCGUUUCCAGCCCCGUUGAUUUCAUUAAGGCCAAGUGGGGCUCCCAGCAGCAGCAGCCCGAGAGGCGCGACAUCGUUAUCUUCGUCAUUGUGGUCUUCACUCUCCUCCUUAGCCUCUGGAAUUUCCUGCAGGAUCUCGGUUAUAUCACUGUGUCCUCCCAGGUUGUUUUCCUGCUCGCCUGCAUGAACAGCAGCAUCAAACCCUUCAUCUACUUGUUGAUGGGGAGGUGCUGGAGGCCCUGCUCUGUGGGGUCCCUCCGGCUCUCCCGCCAGAGGGUCUUUGAGGAGCAGAAAAAAACCACUACUCACAGGAAUGAUGCCACCGGGGACACAGGGUUCUGAAUGUGUUGAUCCCUCCCCCUGCUCUGCUGACCUUGGACAGGGACUGAGGAAUUCCAUAGGUCACCUCAUUAAUCAAUACGUACUGGAUCACCCUCCCUGUGGUGCUGUAUUCCUGCAGGAGAAGACAGCAGGGGCAUUGCCUUGGCUGAUUUUUGUGGGAUGCUCUGCAGGGAGCACACUGGAGCAUGGCUUUCCUCCUCCCUCCUGGAUCCACAUGACUCCAAGCAGUGCAGCUGGGCUCAGUGCUGUUCCCCAGCUCUAUUCCCCAUGGAAUCACCCUCAUGGCCUCGGCCCAAAGGAACGAACUCCAUCUCCUUUGGCUCAGCAGAUGAGUUCCAUGGUGUUUUCAGGGAGCUCUUGCCUGCAAAGAAUGGGACACCUUAAUCCCUGGGGACACACCCAGCACUACGGGGUGGCAGUGAUUUCCCAAAUCCCUGCAGGGCUGGUGCCUCUGGAUGGCAGGAGAG
Zonotrichia albicollis (white-throated sparrow) is the source of this 1522-nucleotide messenger RNA. NCBI's taxonomy places the organism in Eukaryota, Metazoa, Chordata, Aves, Passeriformes, Passerellidae. The record is from RefSeq and is a predicted model, not a curated record.